CCUUUUCCACAGGUGAUGAUGACAGACUACUGUUGAUUUUAAUCUGUUCUCUGCUCUACCGUGCGAGGUGACGACAGAACCAACAUGUCGAAAAUAUUCUGUAGAAGGAUUUCUAUUAUUUUCUUAGUCGCAAUAGUUAUAAAUCACGUGACUUCUCAGUUUACGAGUUCUCGUAUUGGAUCCUCUAGACGCGACUCUACGAGACCUGUAUUCUCAUUUGCCGGAAAUUCCGAGACGGCUGACCAAUCGAGACGAGAAAUCACAGGCGAAACUUCAUUUGGAGGAAGACAAACCUGGCGCGGAAAUACUCAGAAUAUGAGAACUGGCUUUCCAGAGAACAACUGGAAUAGAAACGAAAACACUGCAGACAGAAGGACUGUAAAUUUUGUCAAUGUGCAAUCAAACCGUGGAGAUCAGAUAGACAGGACGCCUAGCAGAUUUAGUGCCAACAACAUAAAACGAGAUGCAAUGUCUGUUAUUGAGUUGAACAACGAGCGCAUACGUAGAUUAGAAGCUGAUAGAAGAAGAAUAAUUGAACAAAAUAUUCGAGAAAAAUACCAAAAGAACGAUUUCUUGAAUACACGAGGUUUGAUUUCCGGUGUACGUCUCCCAACGAGAUCUCAAAUCAUGUCACGUGACUCAACACGAUCCAAUCAAAAUCAAGCAUUCAUGUCACCCGACUCCCCAUCUUCGAAUCAAAAUAGACAAACAGCGUUUGCUAGGCGGAAUUCUCCUCGGCCUGUCGUAACACUCGAUUCAAGUCCCCCGAGUGACCGAGACACGGCACGUUCUAGGAUGUCAACUGACCGCCAGUCCGCACGUGAUCAGCUGGAGAGAGUUUCCGUGCCGAGGUCAGAGGGAGCAAAUAAUUACCUCAAACAGCUACUGUACAGAAUCCUAAAUAGAGUGGACAAAAAUUGAUUUGUUUUAAACUUUACUCCGUGUUUAUUUAUAUUUUAAGUUUUGUCCUGUGAAACCGUUGAAGAAAUUUUAAUGAUACUUGUAUAUAUGUACCUGCAUGUAUCUAUGCUCAAACUUUUGUAAAAUGAACAAUGAAUUAUUAUCAAUGUC
This is a messenger RNA of Saccostrea cuccullata (small rock oyster), 1071 nucleotides long. RefSeq lists its product as uncharacterized. The transcript is spliced from 2 exons. Lineage: Eukaryota; Metazoa; Mollusca; Bivalvia; Ostreida; Ostreidae. The coding region runs from base 85 to 921 and encodes 278 amino acids. The record is from RefSeq and is a predicted model, not a curated record.